Messenger RNA from Thermothelomyces thermophilus ATCC 42464, 1846 nucleotides. RefSeq lists its product as uncharacterized. Bases 75 to 1580 code for a protein of 501 amino acids. NCBI's taxonomy places the organism in Eukaryota, Fungi, Ascomycota, Sordariomycetes, Sordariales, Chaetomiaceae. The transcript has 4 exons. Gene Ontology annotation, cellular component: alpha DNA polymerase:primase complex. The record is from RefSeq and is a predicted model, not a curated record. Gene Ontology annotation, biological process: DNA replication, synthesis of primer.
UCAUCAUCCAACAUUCACAGCUUGUGUUCCGAGACCAGACCGCCCUCGGAACAUCAGACCGCACCGCACCCAAGAUGAAUCGUAUCGACGUCAAAAGGCGAAAUGUCAUCGACCAUCGCAAGAAGCAAUUUGCAGUUCCCCAGUACAAGGAAACGCAGUAUCCGCACCGCCUGAACUUUUACACGACCCCGCCCACUGCCGAUAUUACGCUCGAGCAGUUCGAGCAAUGGGCCAUCGACAGGUUACGGGUGCUCGCCGAGCUCGAAGCAUGCUCCUUCCGCAACAAGACGCCCGCCGAGACGGAGCUGCACAUGAAGCCCCUCCUCGACAAGUACCUCCGGCUCGACGCCAACAGCUCGACCGCCUCGCCGCUGCACGCGCAGCGCCAGAAGGACCACUACAGCCACUUCAUCCUGCGGCUGGCGUUCGCGUCGACCGAGGACCUGCGCCGGCGCUUCGCCCGCGCCGAGACGAUGCUGUUCCGCCUGCGCUUCCAGACGGACGACUCGCGCGAGCGCGCCGCCUUCAUACGCACCCUCAACCUCGACUGGGAGCCCGUGUCGGACGAGGAGAAGCGUGAGUUGGCGCCGCAGCUGGCGAGCACGAUCGGAUACGGCAAGCGUGCCCCGCAGGUGCUGGACGAGGACUGGCUCAAGGUCGACUGGACGCGCGUGCCGGACUUGAUUGAGAAUCGCAAGGUAUAUGUCAGGGCAGGGAAGGCGUAUGUGCCUGGGAAGGAGCAGCAGAGCAUGGUGCUGAAUGCGUUUACGAAACGGUUGGAGACGGAGUUGGAGCUUACGGCCCGUGCACUCCCACGGCUAGACGAGGACGACCGUUUGACUCCGAUCCUCGACCACCUGUCCAAGAAUUUCAUCGCGCCCGACGCAAGCUACGCGGGCUCGGGCGCCGCGAUUGAGGGUGCCGAGAUCACGGCGCGCAACAUCGACAACCUGUCGCAGCACUUCCCCAUGUGCAUGACGCACCUGCACCGGUCGCUCCGGCGUGACGCGCAUCUCAAGCACUACGGGCGGCUGCAAUACACGCUCUUCCUCAAGGGCAUCGGGCUCAGCCUGGAGGAGAGCCUCAUCUUCUGGCGGUCCGCGUUCAACAAGAUCACGGAUGACACCUUCAACAAGGAAUACCGCUAUAACGUGCGGCACGCGUACGGCGACGUCGGCGGCGACUCGAACCGACGCAGCGGCGGCUACAGCCCCUACAGCUGCCAGAAGAUCCUCACCGAACAUGCCCCAGGGCCGGGAGAGGCCCACGGCUGCCCGUACCGCCACUUUAGCCCGGAGAACCUGACCACGCUGCUCCGCGCGUCGGGGGUGACGGACCGGGCGGUUCUGGAGGGCGUCAAGGUGGACACCGAGAACCAGAAAUUUCACAUGGCGUGUAACCGCGUAUUUGAGCACCUCCACAAGGCGGAGAUAAAACGCGCAAAGGACGAAGGGAUCAUGACUGCUGCGCAGCUCGAAACGAUUGUGCACCCGAACGAGUAUUUUAAGCGGAGCUAUCUGCUGAAGCAUAUGGACGGCAAGCAACACAAGGAAAAGGGGGAUGUGAAUAUGGAAGGGUGACAGUGACAGGCUGAGGAGGGUUGCCAGGUGGGGGGGGUCAGCUGCGUCGGCAUCCGACCCUCCCGGAAGCUUGGGGGGUUGUGGCUUGGUGACUGUUACGCAACUUUUGUUCUACACUUACGAUCGUAUUCAGGCUAUUGUUGUCGUCGUUGGUGGUUGGAAGGGCGCUAGAGACGAGACGACCAUGUGAAUGCGUAAGGCGUGCGUAAGCGCACGUGUUAGGUCAGCAAUAUACCUGGUGCUUACCAUGACAAUAUACCGACACU